AUGGCUGCGCAUCGACCCAACUUCAGCAAUCUAAACGAUGGCAUUGACUGGAUAAACGCCCUCCCCCCUCAUAUUGUUGCCCAGCAAGAGCGACUGCGUGUUUCCAAUGCAAGAGAUUUCCCACAUUCUAUGUUUAUGCAGUGGCCUAUACCAGAAGAUAUCUUGCCAUCGCACUCAGCACUGAGGCGUGUUCAAGGGAGUACACUUCACAGCACGCGCCCAUCGGAAGCUCAGUCUCGAGGCAGUCGGCGUGCCCUCAUUGAUUUGCGAAUUCGGGAAGGUGCACGGGAAUUGGAGCGGGAUUCACGCAGUCAGGCCCCACCACAAGGGGGGCGAAAUACUGUUAACACACCUCAAGUGCGUUCCCAAGCGAGAGGAUCAAUACGACAACAACAACAUCAACGGCCUCAGCAACAUUCUCAGAUAAUUCCUGAGGAUCUUGGUUUGCCUACUCUUGCUAGCUUGGCGUCAACAAUGUUGAAUAUUCACCACAGUGAGGCAAUGAUGGCAUUUGAUGAAUUUCUCGCAACACAGGUUGGGAUUGCUGAAGCGGCAGCAGCGGCGAUGGCAAGAGAACAGGGACGGAGGUCAUCAAUGCUUGAAACAAUGGAGCUUCGCAAUGGCGAAGGGGCUCCAGGGUUUACUCGUGUUUUGGUAUCGGUACGGGCUUCUUCUUCUGAAGCACCUCAAGUUACAGCUCACGUAGAGCGUGGAGUCCUACAGCCCCGUCAACGGGGGCACCACAUUAACAGUAGUGGAUCUAAUUUUGACAUUAUAACAGGAUGGUCGCGGGUGCCACGGUCUGGUGAAGGUAACGUGAAUGGAGGCACUCGCAGAGGAACUGGGAAUGAUAAUGGUUGGGAAAUCAAUGAUUUUUCGUAUGAAAAUCUAUUAAGACUUGACAACGGUGUGAAAAAGACUGGUCUUUCCCAAAGUCAGCUUCGCCACAUGAAACCCGUCCCCUACGCUGCUGUCCAGCCAUUGGAUGAUACCAAGAGUGGUAGAAGAAGUUCUUCUCAGGAGGCCUGUGCGAUUUGUCUUGAGACACUGGCCCCUGGGGUAAUGGUACUAAAGAUUGAGUGCGGACACACAUUUCAUCAUAAUUGCAUCGUCCGGUGGCUUCUGCGCAGCAACUGCUGCCCUACUUGCAGACACGAAAUUCCAAGGAUUGGGCAGACACGGUAA
This is a messenger RNA of Trypanosoma theileri, 1185 nucleotides long. Its product is annotated as putative zinc finger protein. The record is from RefSeq and is a predicted model, not a curated record. The transcript has a single exon. The coding region runs from base 1 to 1185 and encodes 394 amino acids. Lineage: Eukaryota; Euglenozoa; Kinetoplastea; Trypanosomatida; Trypanosomatidae. Gene Ontology annotation, molecular function: ubiquitin protein ligase activity.